Molecule: messenger RNA, 666 nt
Organism: Pelobates fuscus (common spadefoot toad)
Lineage: Eukaryota; Metazoa; Chordata; Amphibia; Anura; Pelobatidae
Gene: NDUFA8
Product: NADH:ubiquinone oxidoreductase subunit A8
Exons: 4
Coding region: 48-566 (172 amino acids)
Biological process (GO): mitochondrial electron transport, NADH to ubiquinone
Source: RefSeq, a predicted model, not a curated record
CAGCCGCGCAUGCGCAGUGCGCUGACCUUCCGGGGACAGAGGCCGCCAUGCCCGGGCCGGUAGAGUUACCUGGGGCUGAGGAUCUCUCUGUACAAGAGCUUGAAGUAAGUUCUGCUGUGCUAAAGGCUGCAGCCCAUCAUUAUGGAAGUCAGUGUGAUAACCCCAAUAAGGAAUUCAUGCUGUGUCGUUGGGAAGAGAAGGAUCCAAGAAGAUGUCUGAAGGAAGGGAGACAAGUGAAUCAAUGCGCCCUUGAGUUCUUCAGGAAGAUUAAGACUCAUUGCGCAGAGCCCUUUACUGAAUAUUGGACCUGUAUUGACUAUUCAAACUUACAGGAGCUCAGACGUUGUCGCAAACAGCAGCAAGCAUUUGAUAACUGUGUUCUUGAUAAGCUUGGUUGGGUGAGGCCAGACUUGGGAGAUCUGUCUAAGGUCACAAAAGUGGAAACUGACAGACCACUCCCAGAAAACACCUACCACUCAAGGCCAAGGCCUGAACCAAACCCUCCAAUUGAAGGAGAGUUAAAACCAUCCAAAUAUGGGAGCAGACUUUUCUUCUGGACUUGGUAAAAGGAGCAGCUUUUAUCUGACUAAUAUAAAUAUGUUUCUGAUCUUCCUGCCAUUGACCAGAUUAUUGUAAACUUAGAAAUAAAAUAAAACAUUGCCUGGA